AAAAUGACAUUUGUAACUAAAAGAAAAGACUUCGUUUUGCUUGCACGUAAAAUAGGAAUAACCGUUUUGAAAGAUUAGUCACAAAGCAACGAAAUGCUUCCUGGUUGUGGAUCAAGAAUUUGGCUUAAAGGAAUGCAUUGCCUUCGGCAUGUUAUUGAAAUUUGAACUCAUUUGUAUGGUACAUAAUGAACCGUUCUAAUAACAUCGCCCAGAGCUCCCAAUUACACUUAACUUCGGAUAGUGGUGUUCCCAACAGCACUCCAAUGAGAGUCGCUAGUAGAGCUGCACCUGCACCACCUGUACCCACUCAUCAGAAUGGACGUGAAACUGACGACUUGCAAGAUCUUAAAGGGAAAGUCGAAUCCAGAUUGCUGUCUAUGUGGAACAACGUAAAGUUCGGUUGGACUGUCAAAUUGAAGACUAGUUUUUCAAAAGAAUCACCAGUAUGGCUUUUGGGGCGGUGCUAUCAUCGAAAGUUAAGCCCAACUGGUUCCUUGGAGUCCUCUACAGAGAUCGGUAUGGAAGCCACAGCACUUCAACCUAUGGAACAAAUAUAUGGGGAAGGAAUUGAAGGAUUCAAGUCUGAUUUUGUUAGUAAAAUAUGGAUGACCUACCGAAGAGAGUUUCCUACAAUGUCAGGCUCUUCGUUCACCACAGACUGUGGGUGGGGCUGCAUGUUGAGGAGUGGACAAAUGUUACUAGCACAAGCACUGGUAUGCCAUUUCCUUGGAAGAACUUGGCGCUGGACUCCUGAAAAGCCUAUUCAAAAUGCAAGAGAAUUCCAAGAAGACUGCCUUCAUCGAAUGAUAAUAAAGUGGUUUGGCGAUAAGUCGUCAGUGAAUAGUCCCCUCUCCAUCCACCAGAUGGUAAAGUUAGGAGAAAACUUGGGCAAGAAGCCCGGAGAUUGGUACGGACCAGCUUCUGUCGCCCACUGCUUGCAGGCAGUGCUAAAUGCUGCUUCUAAAGAAAAUUAUGAAUUUGAUUCCUUGGAAGUUUAUGUUGCUCAAGACUCUACUGUGUAUAUCAAAGAUAUACAAGAUUUAUGUAAGCUGCCCAGCGGAAGCUGGAAGUCCCUGAUACUACUGGUGCCUGUCAAGUUAGGCACUGAUAAGUUAAAUCCCAUAUAUGGACCCUGCCUCACUUCUCUCUUAACCCUAGACUUUUGCAUUGGGAUUAUUGGUGGGCGGCCUAAGCAUUCACUCUACUUUGUUGGCUAUCAAGAUGAUAGAUUAAUACAUUUAGAUCCACAUUACUGUCAAGAGAUGGUUGAUGUAUGGCAACCCAACUUUGCCCUGCAGUCCUUCCACUGCCAUUCUCCGAGAAAGAUGCCUAUUAGUAAAAUGGAUCCCUCAUGCUGUAUUGGAUUUUACCUUGCUACUGAGCAUGACUUUGAGACGUAUAUAAACAUAAUCAAGUCUUUUCUCAUCCCUCAGGGUGUGUCAUCAAACAAUGAAUACCCAAUAUUUUCAAUACACCCAGGCUCCCGUAGUUCAGUCAUGAAUCCCCCAAACAUAAGAUACUCAAUUUAUGAAUCGGAGCAGAAUUGGGUGACACCAAGCAUCAAUGACAGUGAUACAGACAUCGAGUCAGAGGAAUUUGUUUUAGUUUAGUAUAUUUGUAUUAGUUAUACCAAAUAUGAUUGCAA
This is a messenger RNA of Cydia fagiglandana, 1645 nucleotides long. RefSeq names its product cysteine protease ATG4D (gene Atg4b). Gene Ontology annotation, molecular function: protein-phosphatidylethanolamide deconjugating activity. Bases 186 to 1610 code for a protein of 474 amino acids. The transcript has a single exon. The record is from RefSeq and is a predicted model, not a curated record. Lineage: Eukaryota; Metazoa; Arthropoda; Insecta; Lepidoptera; Tortricidae.